Molecule: messenger RNA, 4542 nt
Organism: Anopheles gambiae (African malaria mosquito)
Lineage: Eukaryota; Metazoa; Arthropoda; Insecta; Diptera; Culicidae
Exons: 2
Coding region: 190-1860 (556 amino acids)
Biological process (GO): proteolysis
Molecular function (GO): aspartic-type endopeptidase activity
Source: RefSeq, a predicted model, not a curated record
UUCAACUGUCUUGGGUCGGGACACUCGUCAAAAAAGUGUCCAUCUAAAUGGGUGUGCAGACAGUGCCAACAAAGGCAUCAUACACUUGUACAUUUGGAUACAGGUGUAACAGAAAUCCCACUUGAGCCGCUGCCUUCCACGUCCAGUACCACCCACAUCAGCUCGCCACAAACCAUUCUCAAUGCACGAAUGCAAUCCACAGUGCUAUUAUCAACGGUCAUUCUAAAUAUCGUAGAUAGCAGUGGUAUUGAGCACCAAGCACGAGCCUUAUUAGACAGUGGGGCUCAGUCUAAUUUCAUUGCCGGUGAAUUAGCGCAGAGAUUAAGACUGCCGCGUAAAUUAGUAAAUAUUCCACUAUUAGGCGUUGGUGGCAGCACUGGAAUAAAUGUGCGACAUUCAGUUAACGCAACAAUACGUCCACAUUAUAUCACAGAAACUUUCGCUAUUGAGUUACUUGUGAUUUCUAAACCGGCAUCAGACUUGCCAGCUUAUCAGCUCGACUUAAGCGAGUUCAAUAUACCAGUAGAAUAUACGCUAGCUGAUCCUACCUUUCAUUGUCCUGGGCCCAUCGAUAUAAUUUUAGGAGCGGAAUAUUUUUAUGAGUUUCUGCUGGAUCGAAGUCUGUCCCUCGGUACAAACCGUCCUAUACUUCAAGAGACAAAGUUUGGAUGGGUGAUUAGUGGCAACGCACCCGCUCAAAUAGCAUCGCCACCCACAAUGUGUGCUACAGCUACGUUGUCUCUUGAGUCACUAAUGAAACGUUUCUUCACCAUCGAAGACUUAAGCGAGAAACCUAGCUGGAGUGUUGAAGAAGCUGCAUGUGAAAGGUUUUACACGGAAACGACGACUAAGGAUGAGAGUGGUAAAUACAUUGUGAAGCUUCCACGCAAACCAGACAUGAUUGAGCGGAUGGGUGAAUCGCGAAUGAUCGCAUUACGGCGGUUUUUAGCCAUCGAGCGUCGGUUAGAACGAGAACCCGACACGCGAAAGGCGUAUACUGAGUUCAUGGAUGAGUAUUUACACCUGGGGCACAUGAGCAAGGUGGUCUCAGAUCGAACGACAUCAGAGUGUUACUAUCUGCCUCAUCACCCCGUGUUUAAGGCAGAUAGUACAACCACGAAAUGUCGAGUAGUGUUCGACGCUUCCAGCAAAACGUCGACAGGAGUGUCACUGAAUGAUACUAUGGUGGUGGGCCCAACAUUGCAACAGAACGGUGCGUCGAUCUUGCUGCGAUUUAGAACCCAUCAAGUGGCUUUGACAGCAGAUAUCGCUAAAAUGUAUCGCCAGGUAUGGAUACACCCUGACGAUCGCAAGCUGCAGCGUAUUUUGUGGCGAUCAUCACCGUCAGAUCCGAUAGACGAGUUCGAGCUAAAUACAGUCACGUGUGGUACUGCGGUGGCACCAUUCCUGGCGGUACGAACUCUGCAGCAGACAAGGGAAGACCACAAAGAAGAGUUUCCCAUAGCAGCAUCAAGAGAACACGAAUUUUACGUAGACGAUUUUGUCUCUGGUGACAAAUCAAUAGAAGAGGCACGAGAGCUGCAAUGUCAGAUGAACCUCCUCUACGCUAAAGGAGGAUUUUCGUUACGUAAAUGGGCAUCCAACCAGCCGACCUCUCCUAUAGGCGUCGACUUACAAGAUUUAGCGUCAAGCCAAAAUAAAGAGAUUGACGGCAAGGGAGUCUUAGCAACACUCGGACUCGUUUGGGAUCCGUCAUCAGAUGUGUUAUCUUUCAAGGUGGCAGAUCAACCAAUGCCAGAAAGGGUAACAAAGCGGAGCAUAUUGUCCUCCAUUGCUCGCAUCUACGAUCCAUUGGGAAUUGUAGAUCCCAUAAAGGCCUUAGCCAAGCAAUUCAUGUAACUAAUAUGGAGUCUUCAAACCGACAAACAGCAGCCAGUUGGAUGGGACGAUGAGCUACCAGCUCAGCUGCAAAGAGAUUGGGUUGAGUUUCAUUCUCAACUAAUUUACCUAAGAGAGGUGAAGGUUCCACGAGUGGUGUAUGGAACAUUCCCUGCAGAAGCACAGCUUCAUUUCUUUUGUGAUGCGUCUGAGAAGGGCUACGCUGCAUGUUGCUAUGUUCGAAGCCAGUUGUCGAAUGAAAGAGCAACAAUGCAACUUCUCACAUCGAAAACAAAGGUUGCUCCACUCAAUAGUAAGCAUUCCAUAGCUAGGUUGGAAUUGUGUGGGGCACACCUAGCAGCCCAACUUUACGAACGCAUAAAGAAGGCGAUAGACAUCAGCGGUCCGGUCGUAUUUUGGUCGGACUCAACAACGGUAAUACAUUGGCUUCAGUCUCCACCCAGCUGUUGGAAACCAUUUGUGGCAAACCGUGUGUCACAAAUCCAACAGUUGACCGACGAGUGCACAUGGCGUCACAUACCAGGGAUAGACAACCCGGCAGAUUUGGCAUCUCGAGGCUGUUUGACACGCGAAUUGUUGAACAAUUAAUUCGCUCCUCAGCUCCAUUCCUAUUUACGUCCCUUCUCGUCGUCUCCGCGACAGACCUCUCAUUUUUAUCCCCUCCCGCCGUUCUGUUUUUGGUCAGAGAGAUCCAUUUUUGAGAGCUUGCGCAGCAUUUAAUGAAGCUCAUGAUUUGUUCGACUACCACGUCCCCUUGUCCAGUUUUCGCUCUCGUCUUUCUGAGUCCUUGUCUCUAUCAUCAACCUCCCAUCCUUAACACUUCCUUCUUCCUUAGUUUGUAAGACAUAUUAUUGUGAAACCCUAGGCGGCUGACAAUAUGAAAUAAAUAAUAAUAAUAAAUAAUAAUAAUAAUAAUAAUAAAUAAUUCAUUAUGGUGGCAGGGUCCAGCAUGGAUAUGUUGGCCAGAAAAUGAAUGGCCCAAAUCAGCAGUAAUUUCCGGGAAUGAAACCACCACAAUUGAGAAGAGAUCAUCCGCUAUCGCUUGCACAGUAACAGCACCUGAACCACCCAUUCUUAAAAACACCUUUUCUUCCGCUUUCACUCCUAGUGAAAAAGCUGAAACUUUGGCUUCACAUUUUGCACUGGCCCACAGGCUUAGUGAUCCACUCACAAUUCCGUAUGAGAAUGCUGUUCAUGCUAGCAUUAGGGAGUUAAGUUCGGCACUUUAGUAUGCCAUAGAGAUUGACCGUGUCACCAGCGGAGAAGUUCUUAAAAUCAUUGAAUACAGUGUUAACUACAAGGCUCCAGGAUCGGAUGGACAGUGUGGAAAUUUGCUAAAGUAGUACCAGUACUGAAACCUGGGAAGGACCCAUGCUUGGGGUCGUGCUAUCGUCAUAUUUCUCUUUUUAGAGCUAUGAGCAAAUUAUUGUGUUGACCUAGCCAAUCCGGCAUCUAUUAUGUCCGAUUCAUACAGGGCCCGUUUGAAUCGGACAUAAUCAAGAAUGAAAGCGUUCUACUCUGAAUCGCCGGUUUCGAUGUGUUUGAUCCAGUAAGCCGUCAGAUCGGUGGCUCUGAGAUGUUUGAUCCAUUAAAUACAAAAAUACGUCGUUACGCGUUGUUCCACUAAUUAUGUAAUAUUAAAAAAAAUACCAUGGGCUGGUUACUAAACAAGUAGUUCUUUUGAAACAAUGAUCGAUUUUACAACAGUAUCUAAAAAAAAUCAAGACCAUUUAUCACCUAUUGAUGCAAUUUGCAUCUAAUUUGUCGCUAUUAUGUAUCUAUUCUUUCGCCAUUUAAGCAAUGUGGAAGGUAUAUCCACAUAUGUUUGCAAUAGUUUUCACAGUCUGAUGAUGUGAUCAAAGCGGCUCCUGUUUCAACUGUUCAUUUAUUCAACUUCAUUAUUCGGAGUGGAUCGUUUUGUUAUUUGCUUCCACUGGGUAAACAUAUUAUUUUUAUCUGGUUUAAGAAUGGGCUGUAUGGCAAGUACAUGAUUUUGUAGCCAUAUGAUUCUAUUUUUUGUUUGACCUCGUAAGUCUUAUGGAAUGCUACGAUAUCUAAUAAUAAUAUCGCAUUUGUUAUGAGCUUGUCUAUCAAUGUCUUAUGCUACUCGUCUACGAAACUAAUAAAAAAUCCUUAUUUAUCGCGCGUGUUCGGGACAAGUAAUGAAGAAUACCAUUUCGGCUCAUAGCACAUAGCUACGAAAUAUAUCGAGCUCGUAGUGCUGGAAAAUGGCGAGCCCUCUUGUAUCUCUCAUUGAAACAUUCAACCCCACUUCGUCUAUGAAUAUAACUUAAUGCUUAUUUUAGGAGGCAGGUAUCCUAGCGUUGUGUAUUCUACAGCGUUCUGCUGUCUAUAGUUUCAUCAACAUUUCUUCUAAUGGGUGAAAAGACUAAAUAUUAGUUUUAAGUUAGAAUCUACAAUUUAUUUAAGUGUUCAUUCGAUCCGCACACUAAGAACUUCACCAGCUAAGAGAGACGCAGUUUCUCUCCAUCUCGUCGAUCACCCCGAUAUACCCCCCCCUCCGGCCACCGUAUUAGUAGCCGCCGCAUUAACAGGUUGGCUGAUAAGUUCCCGGUCUAACAAAGAAAAACACAUUUUUUUGUCAAAAUUCGUUUUUAUUAUUCAACAUAGUUCCCUUCAAGAGCGAUACAACGAUUAUAACGACCUUCCAAUUUUUUGAUA